Perkinsus marinus ATCC 50983 is the source of this 3041-nucleotide messenger RNA. RefSeq lists its product as hypothetical. The transcript is spliced from 19 exons. The record is from RefSeq and is a predicted model, not a curated record. Gene Ontology annotation, biological process: nucleobase-containing compound metabolic process. Gene Ontology annotation, molecular function: nucleic acid binding; 3'-5' exonuclease activity. Lineage: Eukaryota; Perkinsozoa; Perkinsida; Perkinsidae. The coding region runs from base 19 to 3036 and encodes 1005 amino acids.
CAAGUUCACUAUAUUGACAUGUCCGCGUCUGAUCACACAUAUACGAUACGAGAGUUGAGUACGACACCAACGUCUGAUCAUAAGCAGACACCCACUCCUGUAAAACUCAUCACAUUCGGACUCCUUGCGAUGCUGGCGCUCCAGUGUAGAGAAGAGAUAUAUCAUAGGGUGUGGCCUGGGGUUAAGCAACAACAUGAUAGGAAGAAGAAGAAGAUUUCGUUCGAUAAGCACCGUGUGCUAACGAAGGGCAAGAAUUACCAUGCACAGGCUAGCGAUAGUGCUCUGAGCGAAGAGCUCCUCCACGCAUACAAGGUGAGAGACUGUGAUGCAGCACUAUUACUACUAAAGAGUCUACGAGGGAAGCAGAAUCCAGGCACUAUAGCAAGGUUACUCAAGCCAUGGGGCCAGGUGGACCCUGAGUGGGUAGUAGCACUUACUCUUGCUGCCCAGGGACAGGUACGACACCUUGUUAAUGUGAUGAUGUGUAGCAUCGAUACUACUGUCUUACCAGGCUCUCUACAUCUCAGGAGGCAGGCCGCUUCUGCUGUGCUACAAGGUUGUGUACCAGUAGGCAGAGAUUUACGGACAUGGCUUCAAUAUUUCAAGUUGAGAGACACUCAACAAUCGUAUGAGCAUGAUAGCAGCAGUGGUGACAGCGAGGAACUCUUGGAGCCUCUCCUAGAGGAUGAGAUACUCGAGGCGUGGAUAUUGGGUAUGAUGAUGAGCCAUGAUAAGGCUAAGGCCAGGGAGGCGGCAUUAGCUCUAUCAAUCCUCCAGCUUGGAGAUAAGUGGAUACCAGAGGAACAGCUGCACGACUUCAUGAGCCGUCUAUUGGGACAAGGUCGAACUGAUGAUCUACCCCGUCUCUUCAAAGGGGACAAGUUCCCUAAGAUCCAACGCCUUGUCAUCGAGGGCAUGGAACAGCGUGGUCUCAUAAAACAAGCCGUUAAAGCGAUGCUGGCAUUCGGUAUGUCCGAAGAGGACUUCCCCACAGUAGCCGAAGCACACUAUCGUAAAAGGAUAAGAUGGUGUAUCUCUAGCGGAGACGUUGAUCUAGAAUCAUAUAUUGGCACUGCAGAACUAAGGGGUCGUCCCUCCCUACAGCAAUUCUGGUGUGAACAGCUCAUCGACGUUGGCCACACCUGGUUGGCAAUAGCAUUCUAUCGAUCCUUCCCUCAUGAUGAUGUCAAGCAGUGGGAGGAUGGUAUGGGCAGUAUCAAGGAACAGAUAGAAGAACUCGAGAAAGAUGCUCCUCAGUUGGAAGCUCAGUAUGAUGCUGAGAAUAGCAAGUUCUUUCAAAGAGAGGAGGAGAAUCAUCUAUCUCUCAUGGAUGUCCUGGGAGGCCGUGGAGUCCGCGAUGUACACCUUAUCACAACUGUUAGUGAACUUAAACAGCUCAUUAGCGAGUGGGAGGCCGAACGAACCAUCAUCGGCCUGGAUUCUGAGUGGUCCAUUUUCCGUUUGGUAUUGGAUCCUGGAUGUAACCAAGCUGACCUCGUCCAACUCGCUACCUCGGACAAUGUGUAUCUUGUGGAUAUCUAUGCUGGGGAGGAGGGUCUAAUCGAUGAGAUUGGACGCCUGGUUGAAUCGAAUAAUAUAAUAGUGGUGGGGUUUGGGAUAGCUGGUGACCUACGAGUGCUGAGGAGCUCGGGCAUGGAGGGCACAAGGGGUGGGGUAUCAUCACCUCACCGGAUAGUAGACCUCAAUGAUCUAGUCGAUGGUUAUCUACCAUCUCGUAAGGGUUCUAGUAAGCAUCAGAGAGGCCUAACAGAAGUCGUGAAGUACUUCUUGGGGAAGCCACUAUCCAAAGUUAUGCGUUUGAGCAACUGGCGUAGAAGGCCUCUCUCCUAUCGGCAAGUCGAGUAUGCAUCACUAGAUGCUAUUGUACUGCUAAAGUGUAUUGAGAAAAUCCAGAGCAGCAUCGAUCCAAGUCUAGAUUUGUGGAAUACCGACGCUGCACCAAAGCGACGCCAUGUCCCAGCAAACAAUAUCCCCACAUUAGGAGUGUCCAGAGUGUCGGAUGGCGCUGCUGAGGAAUCCGAUACAACUGAGGAGGAGGAUCUUCUCCUCUCGGACAACUCUCCGUCACCGCGAAGGAAUGCCACCAUGGAUGAUGCCCGCUCAUCUACUUAUCGCAAUACUGCUGAGGCUGGAAAUUCGAGGAACCCAACGCCUGGCGAGACAAGAGAGGAAGGAGAGUACGACAAGGAAGAGAUUGAUUGGUCAUUAUACUUUAAUGGUGAGGAGCCGAAGCUCGUAUGCCCUGGUGGUAUGGGCAGAUUAGUACGUAAAUUACGUGGUCUGGGUGUGGAUACACUCGAGCUAGACUCCUGUGAUCCUGCCACACUCGAAUAUAUAGCUGAGACCCAGCAUCGAGCAGUCGUCGUUAAUUAUCGAACCAAGAUUAGCAAACGCAGAUGGUGUAAUGGGGUUAAAUGCUACGUCUUACCAGAGUCAUGCAGCACAAUGGAUGAACAGCUCAAUGCUGUGAUGCAGGAGUUCAAGGUUGAGGUAGAUCCAGAUUCACUCCUUGGACGAUGUGUUGCCUGCAAUGCGAGGGAUUGGAUAGUUACCACUGACAAGGAUAUGGUGAAGCAUGAGGUUCAACCUAUGACAUUGAAGUUGUAUAAUAAGUUCUAUGUGUGUGGAGGGUGUGGAAAGGUGUACUGGGAGGGUGUGAUGUUCGAGAAGGCCGUCACACACCUUCGCAAGUUCGUCAAUCACGAUCGAUUCGAUCAAUCGGCCUCAGAGAGCGAGAGCAGUGACGAGACUUCUGACGAGCGGACGAGAUGGGCCCGAGCUCUACGUGAUGGUACCAUAGAUUCUACACAAGCUCGUAAACUACAUGACAGAAUGAUUUCUGAAAAGUUGACUGAAGAUAUUGUACAUGAUGAUCGUGAACAGAAGACGCUAGAGUGUAUUGCUGAACGUAACAAGGCAUCGUCAAAUGUUAAUCAUCAUCAUAUUUGUGUUUAUCGAUUGGCUGCGCUAACGUAUUUUGGUACUGUUCUUUACAAACAUUGGAGAUGUGAGUAGUCCUU